CGCCCCUCCGCAGCGCCCCGCGCCCCCACAGCGCGGCCGCUCCGCGCCUGGCGGCGGAGGGCGGGGAGGGUGCGUGUAACCAGGGACACGCACACACACACACACGCACACGCACGCACACGCAGGGCGGCCCUGCAGCGCCGCGCCGCUCGCCUUUGCGGCCAAGCCCCGGCAACAAAGACACCCCCCCCCCCCCCGGCUUUGCUGCGCGGCGCUGCCCGUCCCCUCCGCGGGAUGUAGCCUGGCCGGGAGCUGCCACCGAGGCACCGCGGCCCCCCCCGUCCCUCCAUGCCCCCGCAGUGAGGCCGGGAGCCGGCGCUGUGCGCUCUGCCGGGGCUGACGGCGCUGCCGGCCACCAUGGGGAAAUCCAACAGCAAGUUGAAGCCUGAAGUUGUGGAGGAGCUGACCAGGAAAACGUACUUUACGGAGAAGGAGGUGCAGCAGUGGUACAAGGGCUUUAUCAAGGACUGCCCCAGCGGGCAGCUCGAUGCCGCCGGCUUUCAGAAGAUCUAUAAGCAGUUCUUCCCCUUCGGUGACCCAACCAAAUUUGCCACCUUUGUUUUCAAUGUCUUCGACGAGAACAAAGACGGGAGGAUCGAGUUUUCGGAGUUCAUCCAGGCGCUGUCGGUCACCUCCCGGGGGACGCUGGACGAGAAGCUGAGGUGGGCGUUUAAGCUGUACGACUUGGACAACGAUGGGUACAUCACGAGGAACGAGAUGCUGGACAUUGUGGACGCGAUUUAUCAGAUGGUGGGAAACACGGUGGAGCUUCCCGAGGAGGAGAACACACCAGAGAAGAGGGUGGAUCGGAUUUUCGCCAUGAUGGACAAGAACGCAGACGGGAAGCUGACGCUGCAGGAGUUUCAGGAGGGCUCCAAGGCUGACCCCUCCAUCGUGCAGGCGCUCUCCCUCUACGACGGGCUCGUAUAGUCCCGGCGCCGAGCGGCGAUGCCUGGGGGAAGACGCUCUCCGUGCCAUCCGACCACCACCGCGCGAAGCUUGCCUGUCCCUCUCGGCCUUCCUUUCUGUUCUGCGAGCAAAGGAUGCCCUCGAAGCGCGAGCUCACUCCCCCUCUCUGCACUCUGAACCAGCCGCUGCCAUUUGCCAACUUCUGCUUUUUCCAAAAAAAAAAAAACCCCGCAAAAGACCCUGGUCUGAGCGGCAGCGAACGCCCGAGACUUCAGGGCCGGGGCAACGGGUUGAGCAUCACCGAAGGCAGAGCUCCCCCCCCCUGGCCUCCUUGCCCCCUUUGCUCCCCCUUUCCUACGUUUUCGGAUGGGACUGCGGAUGCGCCAGUGCCGGCGUGAUCCUCUCCCAGGAACCGGCCGGCUGGAGAUGGAGCCCAAAGGUACUGGGGGGCCGCGCACCCCGGGGUGCUGCCUGCGCGGGGCGGCCAGGGAGCCGAGGCAGCAACGGCGAUUGGGAACGGAGUCCUGGCGUCACCCGCAAUGCCGCUGGCAGCCUGGCCCGGCUCACUAGGGAUAUAUAUUAUUAUAUUAUUUUUAAUUUUUUUUUUGGUGAGACAGUAUUGUGCUUUUUUUUUUUUCCCCCCCUUCUUUUUUUCCUUCGGUGGAAAAAAGUGAGGCUUUUUUUUAUAUGCCUGUCUCGACGAUCGAUAUCUUUAUUUAUUUGUUGUAAAUGUUGCUGCCGUGUUUAGUCUCUUGUGUGUGUGUCCGACCACCUAGGUUAUGAUAUGUAAGGUUUACAUCCUCGUACACUAUUGCGGGGCACUGGGAGCCUGCAAUAACAAUGAAGCCAAAAAUCUGCCUUCCCCCCUCUCCUCCCACCCCCCGUAUCCCAAGCUCCAUGGGCUGGCUGCUGUUUUAAGGGGAUGCUGUAGCUUCGUUUCCUCUUCCCAUUUACCCGUUUCCUGCAUUUUUCUGUUCACCCUUCCCUUUGCAGCUCAGCUAGGGCUCGCUCAGCCCAGGCUCCGAGCAGUCCGAGCCCGCUCCAUCCCUCAGCCGGGCAGGGCGAGGAAACCGCCAGGCACCAGAACGUCCUCAUUUCCAUUCUUUUUUUUUUUUUUUAAUUUUCUCACUGCAUGAAAAAGUAUUAAUGGAGCCAAGAGUUGGGUUUUGCUUUCAAGCGGAUUCCUUUACUAUUUUGUUUUUUCCAAAUGGUGGGAAGGUCUGUUUGCACCCCCGGGAGGGGUGGCUGUGAAUUAGCCCGUGUGCCAGCGGGGCUGGGGAAGCAGAGGGGAUGCCCGUGGGGACAGCGCUCUCUGUCCCCCCCCAUCCUGGCUGGGAUGAUGCGGCAGCUCCUGCCUCGGGGGCGCCGGGCUGGGGGACGUGCAGCUCGGGAUGCCUCCUUAUCCCCUUGCUCCUCGUUUAGGAUGUGGGAGGUUUUGCUGUACACCAAGGGCACGGCCCCGAAGCGGAGCCGCUUGUGCCCGCUCCUCCUCGUGCUCCUGCCUCCGGGGGGGCAGAGGGCUGGGGAAACGCACCUGGAGACACCUGAGCAUGGGGCUUGGAAACGGCUCCCCGGCCACGAGCGGUGUCUGUGUGGCCUCUCCAUCACCCACCACCACGCCGGGAUGUGCCCAAGCAGGGCUCGGCCCCACCGGGACACACACCAUGGGACACUGGUUGGCAUCUCCGCUGGAGGACGAGCGUUACGUGGAUGCUGCUGCAGCUCCGUUUCCGUCCGCCUUGAUCCCUGCCCUGGGGAAGGAGAGAUUUGCAUCUCCUCGGGAGCAGAGCGCAAGGUGCCCGUGGGACCCCUGAUGCCAGCCGGGUUGCAAAGCCCUCCUGCUCCGGCGUGGUUUGUUCCUGGCCCAGUAACACCGACGCUGCUCUCCCACCGCCCCGGGGGGCUCACCCCUCCACCCCCGCUGCGGCUGACGUGGCAUCACCUUUCCGCCCUUCUCCGCCGGGAUGCCUGCGGCUCCUGUGGCCAAGCCCAGCCAGUUCCCACAGCCCUCGGCCAUGGGGACUGUCCCCAGGGCAGCGGGAGGUGACGUCUGGAUGUGGAGGAUGUUCUCACAGGUGUCCCACGAUGUAGGAGACAAGGUGGUGCCCAGCGGGGUCUGCAGCCUCCCCGCAGGGCAGGGACAGGCUCUCUGGCCAAGCGGUGCUGGUGUGUUGCCGUGCAGCCUGGCUCACCCGGUUUCGGGGCCGUGUGCUGGUGGCACUUUCUGAUACCUACAAAAAACCACCCUUCCCCAUCCCCAAGGAGACCGACCUCACGUCCGCGUGCAAUAUUUCUGCCUCUUCUGCAGUUCCUGCCCCUGAGGGUGCCCACGUUUUGUUGUGGGGGACUCCUGGAGGGUGUAGCCUCCCUCCCUCCUGUGGAAACUCCUUUUCCUUGAUGCUUUGUGGCCAAAACGCAAUUUUCUUGGGUAGAUCUUUGCAGUGCCUCCAACUUCUCUAACGCUUGUCUACCAGACUGGUCCCUUCCCAGUGCCAAUCAAUGUUCCCAAUGAAUGUGAUGCUGCUGUAAUCGCCUCUGCUGAUAAAUGAUGGACCCCACGACGUUUGACAUAAUUCCCAGGCAAAGGCAAACCUCAUUUGCUCUGACACUUUCCCCUGAAAGGCUUUGAAUUCUUGGAGGACUUGCUGUGCUUCAAGCUCCAUCACUGCUCUUCGACGUCUCACCGGGGAGGCAGCUGUGCAAAGGCAGAGGGGUGUGUAGCCCCCAUCACGGGACCGGCAUCAGCUUGGGAGAGCUUCAGACCCCAGAAAUACCAAAAUUCAUUGUCCACCAGGCCAGUGCUGCCAUUGCUGCCAGCAACCUCCUGCUGCCGCUGCUGCUGGCGGGCUCAGGGAUGGAGCCCAAUGUCUCAUCCUCCCUUGCCCCUUGUUAAAUAUUUGCACGUUAGAAAAAAAUUUAAAAAGAACAAAAAGGAAAAAAGGUUUUUGCUUGUAUUGAGAAGCUCUGUGCUGACUGACGAGGACCCUGCUGGUGUGGUGGCAAUGGUGGGUUUUCCCGGGCAGAGCCCCCUCCUGCAGGGUCGGGGCUGGCUCUCGUCCUGGGUCCCAGCGUGGGGUCUGUCCUGCCCCGCUCUUGGCAUGCUGAGUGUCCCCGAGCAAAUCAUUUUGGCCCCAGUAUUCCCCCCCAUCUGUGGAUUUGGGACCCUGGCUUGGAUGCUUCUAGGGCCCUGAAGGCCCCCAACUCCUGAACGUCACCAGGAUCUGCAGCUUCUCAGUACCGCUGAAAAUAAGGCUUGAAGCAUCUCACGCUUGGAAAUGUUGGCCUUAACCUCCUCGUGCCUCAGUUUCCCCAUCAGUGAAAUGGCCUGGGUGAGCCAUCCCCCCUCCAGAGAGCGAAUCGAUGCCUGUGCCCAGGGUGCUGGAUACGGCUCGCGGCUGCGACCACACGGAUUUGGCAGGACCCACCGAACAUCGGGCACGUGCGGAGUGCUGGGAGCAGGGCAUGAACCGCUGGGUCAGAGUUUACAUCACCGAGUAAUUAAUUUUGGCCUUCUUUUUACACCUGGUUGUUACUAAAAUCGAACAGCUGACAAGACCUGAUUUCUUUCAGUUUAUACCCGGUUCCUGAUGCCUGUCUGAAAUAAAGCCAGCUGCAGCCCUGGCCAUGGCAAGGGGACCCGAAGCGCAGCCAGGCAGAGGCGAGGGUCCGGCCCCGGCGACUGCGGCGUGUCGUGUCCCCCCCCCUCAUUUGUCCUUGUCGGUGUUGCCCCAUUAAAAUGCCGUGUCUGUAUUUUCCUUUCUUUUCAUUUUUCUGUUCGUGCGCUGGCUGUUGCUGCUUUGUAACCGUCUCCCCUUGAGCUCUGGGGCUGGGCUGGGCUGAGCUGUUUCCCCCCCUGAGAGGAAGGACGUGGGAGAAGGUUCUGGGGGCAGAUUCCCCCCCACCCUCUCAUCGUGGCACAAAUGAGGACCCGAGAGAGAAGCGAAGCGGGUUUUUCCUCUGGAGCAGCCCUUUCAUUGCUGUGAUUUGUAAUGAGAUGUGGCAGACCCCGGGAGCGUUCCCCACCGUGUUCGUGGAGGGGGGUGUUUGCUUGUGGGGGACCCCAGACCCCGUUUGUGCCGGGUACCAGCUGCAUCUCGCCCGACCUGCAGAAGCGGGUGCCUGUCGGUGCCUCCCAUGCCGUCAGGACCCCGCAUCCCGGUUGGAUGGGGGAGGCUGAGGCUGUGGGACCCCCAUCCCAGAGCCACUGCUCCCCCUGAGCGCGCAGGGGUGCAAGUGAGCGUCUGCCACGGGCUGCCGUGGGGCUGCGCUAACCCGGGGGGUGGAAGGGUCUCGGGGUCUGGGCCCGAGCCCCCCUUGGAGCAGGGCUGGUUUCGAUGCAGGGCCAGGCGUGGCAUGGGGGCAGCCGAAAUCACUGGCAGAGCUGCCCUCUCCUGUAUAUUUAGGGCCAGGGGGGUUGGAUGGCGUGGGUGGGUGACCUGCAGCCAGCUCGCUGUUUCAUCAUCCCCAGCCCCAGGGUAAAGGUGGAGAUCUGGGGUGUUUUGAGAGGGGUUCUUCACAGGGGCACCGGAGGGGUCUGGCUGGGGCGGUGGCCGGUGGGGCAGGAGCGAGGGCUGGGGGCAAAGGAGGGAACCGAUGCCCCGGUCUCAGUGCACAGCUUGGGGGUCUCCUUGCAGAGCAAUUUUGGGGUCUCGGUCACAUCUGCCAACCCCAACCCUGUUCCAGCGGCGCUGCAGGAAAGCCAUCCUUCCCUUCUCUCUCUGCUCCUGCGGCCGCCAGCCCUGGGUCUGGGUGCUGCGUCCUGUGGGACCCCUACCUGGGGGGCAGCCGAGCCCCGGGCUGAGAAACAGCAGCUCCAGCAAAGAGCCUUGUUUGUAAAGAUGAAGCCUGUUUGUGCGUCCGUGCCGGUGUCUCGGCUUGCAUGCCCUGCUGCCUUGUCUUGAGAUGAAUUCAAGAGCAAACGAAGCAAACAAAACAGUUUAAAAACAAAAGAAAACAAAACAGAACCCAGGAACUUUGUGACAGUGGAAAUAAAAGCUUAAUGACAGUAAAGAA
Messenger RNA from Grus americana (Whooping crane), 5922 nucleotides. RefSeq names its product neuronal calcium sensor 1 (gene NCS1). The record is from RefSeq and is a predicted model, not a curated record. Gene Ontology annotation, molecular function: calcium ion binding; calcium sensitive guanylate cyclase activator activity. NCBI's taxonomy places the organism in Eukaryota, Metazoa, Chordata, Aves, Gruiformes, Gruidae. The coding region runs from base 358 to 930 and encodes 190 amino acids. The transcript has 8 exons.